Molecule: messenger RNA, 501 nt
Organism: Selaginella moellendorffii
Lineage: Eukaryota; Viridiplantae; Streptophyta; Lycopodiopsida; Selaginellales; Selaginellaceae
Product: respiratory burst oxidase homolog protein A
Exons: 5
Coding region: 1-501 (166 amino acids)
Cellular component (GO): plasma membrane
Molecular function (GO): NAD(P)H oxidase H2O2-forming activity
Source: RefSeq, a predicted model, not a curated record
AUGGUGCUGCUCAUGAUCAUCGCGUUUUUGCUGGCCACGCACUGGUCGAGUAGAAAUAUUGUUAAGCUCCACUGGCCAUUCCACAGCCAUCCAUUCUCCAGAACUUCCGCACCGGGAGAUGAGUAUGUAAGUGUACACAUACGCAGCCUCGGGGAUUGGACGCAAGAGCUAAUGAAAAUGUUCUCUCAAGUAAAUAUCCUGUGUUCAUGGACCACAUGGAGCACCAUCACAGUCUCCUUUGAAUGGUUUAAAGGAGCCAUGACCGAAGUCUCUCAGCUUGAUCACAAGGCCUUGAUCGAGAUGCAUAACUAUCUAACAAGUGUUUACGAAGAAGGAGACGCUCGCUCCAUGCUUAUCGGUGUGGUCCAAGCGUUGCAUCACCCACUAAGUGGUGUUGAUAUUGUCUCUCACACUUCCAUUGUGAUUCAUUUUCUUUCUCAUUUGUUCUCUCGAUUUCUUCCCCAGCCAUCCAUUCUCCAGAACUUCCGCACCGGGAGAUGA